AUUCAUUUUCGAUACAUGCCGAAAUCUAUUAUCGCCCACUAAGAAAUACUUUCAAAAAUUUCAAGAGUUUUAGUUGACGUAUUCGCAGAAAAGAAAGGGUCUGUGUUCAUAAUGAAUGUUCGAAAUGCAAGGCCUGAGGACCUGAUGAACAUGCAGCAUUGCAACCUACUGUGUCUACCUGAGAACUAUCAGAUGAAAUACUAUUUCUACCAUGGACUCUCUUGGCCACAGUUGUCAUAUGUAGCUGAGGAUGAGAAUGGAAAGAUAGUCGGCUAUGUACUUGCUAAAAUGGAAGAAGACCCAGAGGAUUCUGUGCAGCAUGGUCAUAUUACAUCAUUGGCUGUGAAGAGAUCACACAGGAGGUUGGGUCUGGCCCAGAAGUUGAUGGAUCAGGCUAGUCGUGCCAUGGUAGAGAGCUUCCAGGCUAAAUAUGUCUCUCUCCAUGUGAGGAAGAGCAAUAGAGCUGCCCUUCAUCUAUACACACAGUCAUUAAAAUUCCAAAUUAGUGAAAUAGAGCCUAAAUACUAUGCAGAUGGUGAGGAUGCUUAUGCUAUGAGACGAGAUCUAUCCAAGGAGUUCCCAAAGUCAGAUGAAAAGGCUAUUACUCAAUUAACAGAAUCAGUUGUCAAGUCAUGAUACCCAUACUUCUAAAAUUGGAGCAUACAGGAACUCAAUAUAUAGAACAAUAAUGUUAGGGCAACGAUUGAUGAAAAUGGAGAAAUGGACAUUACAUCUUCAAUCUCAAUUGUUUCUGGCUUAUGUAAAGUCAAAGAAAAAAUGUUUUUCAUAAUCAUGUCAUGCUUUAGUACUUUUGAGUAGUUCAAUCAGCUAAUCCCCUGUGUUCCAUUUCGUUCUUAAUACAUUGUCAUGGAAACAAUUGGCUUUCUCUAGAAGAUACAUGUAGAAACUGACUGAAUUGUUACAUGUCCAUCUCAUGGUUUCUGGCCAGAUUCAUGCCUGUGUAUUUAAAUCUAAGAUUCCUUGGGAUCUAACAUUUCUAUAUCCAUUACUAAGUGUAUUCCAAAUACUAUGUACCUGUAUAAUAACUUAAUGUGUAUUUGUCAAUAAAUAACAGCACAGUAUAUAAA
Molecule: messenger RNA, 1088 nt
Organism: Owenia fusiformis
Lineage: Eukaryota; Metazoa; Annelida; Polychaeta; Sabellida; Oweniidae
Source: the annotation of a GenBank genome assembly